Knipowitschia caucasica is the source of this 435-nucleotide messenger RNA. The record is from the annotation of a GenBank genome assembly. NCBI's taxonomy places the organism in Eukaryota, Metazoa, Chordata, Actinopteri, Gobiiformes, Gobiidae.
AUGACCAGCCUCAGCCCCAAGGACAAAGCCACCGUGAAGGCCUUCUGGAACCAGGUCCAGGGCUACACGGACGACAUUGGCAGGGAUGCUCUGAGCAGGCUGAUUGCUGUGUACCCACAAACCAAGACCUACUUUGCUCACUGGAAGGAUGUCAGCCCAAACUCUGCUAACGUCGCCAAACACGGUGUCACCAUCAUGGCCGCUGUUUCAGACGCUGUCACCAAAAUUGAUGACUUAAAGGCUGGACUCCUGCAGCUUAGUGAGCUGCAUGCCUUCACUCUGCGUGUGGACCCAGCUAACUUCAAGCUCCUGGCCCACUGCAUCAAUGUGGUUCUUGCCAUCAAGUUCCCUGAGAAUUUCACCGCUGAGGUUCACAUGGCUUUUGACAAGUUCCUGGCUGCACUGGCUCUGGCUCUGUCUGAGAAGUACAGAUAA